AUGUUUUGGAUGAUGGUCGUGGCCCGGGGCGUGGCUGGCUUUGGCGCAGGAUGUGAAUAUCCUGUCUGUACCACGAAUGCAACCGAGGCAGCCGACGAGACGGUCUAUCUGCGCAGGAAGAGAGGGUUUCCGGUGGCCUCGACGACGGACCUUGCGGUUGAUCAUGCGAUAAUCAACCUAUUCUAUCUUCCAGGCUGCCUGAUCGGAGGUCUGCUGAUGUACCGCAUCGGCCGCAAACAAACCAUGACCCUGGGCUUUGUCUUAUGGGCCAUCUGGGGAUUUAUCCUCGGAGGUACCUUGCAGCCAGUUCAGUCCAUCUUACCCCUUUUCGUCAUGAUGUACGGGAUCUUCAACGUAUUGGGCGAGAUGGGCCCGGGGAUUUCCACCUUCCUCUGUGCGGCGGAGUCAUUCCCCACUCCGCUGCGCGGGCACUUCCUGGGUCUGGCCGCCGCGGUGGGGAAGGCGGGCGGCUCGAUUGGCACCGAGGACGACACCAACUACAGAACAUAG
This is a messenger RNA of Aspergillus japonicus CBS 114.51, 510 nucleotides long. RefSeq lists its product as uncharacterized. The coding region runs from base 1 to 510 and encodes 169 amino acids. Gene Ontology annotation, cellular component: plasma membrane. The record is from RefSeq and is a predicted model, not a curated record. NCBI's taxonomy places the organism in Eukaryota, Fungi, Ascomycota, Eurotiomycetes, Eurotiales, Aspergillaceae. Gene Ontology annotation, biological process: carboxylic acid transport; transmembrane transport. Gene Ontology annotation, molecular function: carboxylic acid transmembrane transporter activity. The transcript is spliced from 3 exons.